Messenger RNA from Lymnaea stagnalis (great pond snail), 28922 nucleotides. The record is from the annotation of a GenBank genome assembly. Lineage: Eukaryota; Metazoa; Mollusca; Gastropoda; Lymnaeidae.
UGGAGAGAGUGAUCGAUAGAACUUUUUCGUAAGUCAAAAAAAAAAUAUAAAAAAAUCAAUAUCUAAACUGACAAAACAAAAUAGGCGAUACAGUUAGUGGAGAGCCGGGGGGUGAUUUCACUGGUGUCUAGGUGAUAGGUGCUGUAUGCCAGGGUAAACAAAAGGAAGUGGCCAGAUUUUUAGUCGUGGUGGGAGCUAUCCGUGCUAAUCUGGCAUGCGGUUUGUACGAACGUGUAUAUGGGAUACAGGAAGGAAUUCUAGGAUUCUAAAGUUCAGGUAAAUACAAAAGGUUUAAGUUUGAAUAUGAAAUACUGAGAGGAGCAUUGGCUCUUUAGUCAAGAUGCCUAUGUGAGCCACGAAGAUUUAGUUCAGAAAAUUAUUAAAUGCAGAAGCAUACAUCAUUAAAGAUGUGUCUUCUGUUUUAGAAAUUAGUAGCAAAUUUUUUAAAAAUCUUUUUCAGACUUCCUAAAAUGUUGAACAGUUAUACCAAACAGUCUAUUUUUGUAUAUUAAAAUAAGUUGCUAUGUAAGUUUAUUGGUUAUUUUUCUCGUUAAAAAGUCCAUCUUCCGGUGUCUAGGCGACCCUCCCGUAUCGUUUUGUUAGAUUACACAGCGCCAUAUCGUACUCACUGGUGAAAUACUAGAUCCGUUGCCACGUUUCGUGUUCCGUCAGAUGACAUUCCUAGACGAAAAUAUGCGUCGGGAAUGUACUCGAUACCUUAUAUUGAUCUAUUUUGUAUGCAUUUAUAACCUCCUAGAGGGCAACCUUUUAUAUAUAUACACGUCUGUAGAAUGUUGAAGAGACUUUAAACCAAAUUUUAUUUUAGCGCUAGACCUAGAGAUAAACCCGCCAAACAAAUGGCGGUGGCAAUGCAUGAACUUCCCGUCUGCUGAAGUUACUUGACAAAACAUGCAUUCCAGUAACGCCCUUUGUAAGAUUCCCAAUCAGUGCUGACUUCUUGGGAAUUUUAUUUUAGCCCGCCGAUUGAAAUAGCGUUACAGCCAUACAGACAUGCAUACACAUACCUAGCGAAUAAUUAUGUGUGAUAUUUCGCCAAAAAAACAAGACAAAAAUUAGUGGUUUGGGUACUCAAUGGAGGAUGCAAUGAAUGCUUACAUCGUCUGGGACAGAUCGCUGGGUUUAACACUCCGUCUUUGGUUUAACACUCCGUCUUUGGUUUAACACUCCGUCUUUUGUUUAGUGGCCCGAAUGUUAUGCAUGUAUAAGAUCAGCUAAAAAAAAUAUUGAACUGGCAAGAGAAAGUAUCCAAAUCACUCGAUGUCUAGCUGUGUAGCGGUGUAUCUGUCUAGCUGUGUAUCUGUCUAGCUGUGUAUCUGUGUAUCUGUCUAGCUGUGUAACUGUCUAGCUGUGUAGCAGUCUAGCAGUGUUGAUGUGUAGCUGUGUAGAUUUCUAGCUGCCUAUCUGUCUAGCUGUGGGUAGCUUUCUAGCUGUUUAUCUAUCUAGCUGUCUAUAUUCCAGCUGCCUAGCUGACUAGCUGUAUAUAUGUCUAGCUUUCUUGUUAUGUAGCUGUCUAGCUGUGUACCGGUGUACCUGUCUGGCUGUCUCGUUGUCUAGCUGUCUAGCCGCGUAACCGCGUAGCCGCGUAGCUGUCUAUCUUUCUAGCUGUGUAGCUAUCCACUUUCAAGCGUACUUUUAAAAUGAACAAAUUAGCUUUUUCUUAGAUUCUAUUCAAAGUCAACUAAAUACACUGUAACUAAAUUUCUAACAAAUAGCAAUUGAACUUAGGAAUGACACGAAAAUAACACUUUCUCCAUAAGUAGCUUUUGAACAUUAUGAUGACGUCAAAGAUGAGAUAAGAAAUGUAUGACAAUGAAUGACAUACAUGGGAGCAAGCAAUGGAAUGAAAAGACAUAUUGGCAAUGACAAAAAGACAUAUUGGCAAUGACAAACACCGACACAAUGGACAGAACUUUGUUGAGGUAGCUCGAAGUAGCUCGAAGACAAAAGGAAUCUAAUAUCUGUUUUUAUUUUAUUUUUAAUUAUACUGCAAGUAAUUAUUUUUUUAUAUUUUCCAGGGCGUACCCUUUUCAUUGCCUUUUAUUUUUACCUACACAGUAACAUGAGCUCUACAAGGCCAGUGCAUACCUCACUCGGGGAGGGGGUGACGCGGUGCCUUUUUUAUAGAGUGUGUCCUGAAUAAAAGACCAGAGAGUAUUGUGUAGACUUUUCAGAUUAAUCAAUUUAAGAUUAGAGAAUAUUAUGUAGACACGUUUAAUAUUGCCGUGAAUCAUUUUCAAGCUGGCAAGAAUGUCUCAAUAAUGUUUUUGAUUUUUUUUUUUUUUUUUUUUUUUUUUUUUCCCGCAUCUCAUCUCAUAGCUUUUAGUUUAACAGCUAAAACAGAUGUUUAAAAAGCAUUAGAGUUGUCGAUCCACAUUUAAAAAAAAAAAACACGGACAAGAGUAUCACGCCUCCAGUGUCUUAAAAUGGCGGCCUCUUCGCAUCUCAUCUCAUAGCUUUUGGUUUAACAGCUAAAACAGAUGUUUAAAAAGCAUUGGAGUUGUCGAUCCACAUUUAAAAAAAAAAACACGGACAAGAGUAUCACGCCUCCAGUGUCUUAAAAUGGCGGCCUCUCACGAAACUUUCGAAUAAGUCAGCCAUGUCCGAAUGUACACAUUUUUAUUAUGUGCCAAUCUGUGCAAGAAACCGUGCGAUAAUCCACAUGAGUUGCGGUGUGAUAAUCUACAUAAGACACCGUGAUUUAAUUUACAUAAUUUACCCUAGCGAUAAUUCACCUACGUCACCAUGUUGCUGAUUUACAUAUGUCACCGUGUGAUAAUCCACACAAGUCACCAUGCCCUUAUCUACAAGUCACCAGUAAUUCUAGGUACAAACUGUAAGCUACACUAUAAUUACAGAACACCAUGUAUUAUCCUCAUCCCCCCCCCCAAUUAAAAACUCCCUUCUGAUACCACCUAAAUCACGCAUGACUUGUCAUCUAAUCCAAUGCUUCUCAAAAUCACCCAUGCAUAUCCUUAUUUUGAACGUUUUAUUUUUAAUUUUUUUUUUUUUACAUACUUUUCGAAUUAAGUUUUAUGACAAUUGUACUGUAAGUAUGUACAUUUAGCUCCAUAGUCUUGUCAGUAUAUUACUAAACUCCAUUUUCUGCAUUGUCAUAUUUAUAUCCAGUGUGAGAACGCUCAGAUUUAAAAGAAUUAUUUCUUUAACGCCUCCACUAAUCCUCUAAUCCAAUCUUAUCGUUGAACAGCGCGGUGUUAAAUAAUUGUGUGUGGAUACAUUCGUGCAUGCAUGGCGUAAAACAACUUUUGGGUUGUCUGAAAACGUCUUGGCUUAAAUAUUUUUUUUAAAACCCCAAGACAGCAGUUCUCAAAAUGGUGUAAAGAACCGUAAAUAAGAGCCCAACAAUUACAACUCUGCACUUCUUCUGAACGCGGUCCUCAAUCCUUGAUAUUCGGCUUCAAAAGGGUUGUUACGUCGUUCUGUGUUGACCACAACUCGAAUUGGUUAAAGUAAGUAAUUGAUGGGAUAGUGACAGUGUAACACAAACUCUAAGUCUGAAAGCUUCAAGGCUGCCCUGGCAUCAGCUAGGAGCUGUUAGAAUAGCAACAGCAUAUCCCCAACCGUUGCAUAGAUGCCAGUACAUGGAUGCAGCAACGAAACAUUACCAGAACCAGAACCAGAAAGCUUUCCUUAAAACAUCUUAAUCAUUUAAUCUACUUUUAAAAAUUAUAAACUUGAUUAUAUUUUGACUUGUAAUAAUUAUUUUAUGAGUAUUUUUUUUGGUUUAGGUUGAAGAAAUGGCAUUAUUUUAUUCUUUAUUUUUUUUAAUGGAUUUUAUUCGUUAUUUUGUUCGGGUGGAUGGUACAAGUGAAAACUUGGAUGGUACCAGUGAAAACUUGGAUGGUACCAGUGAAACCUUGGAUGGUACAAGUGAAACCUUGGAUGGUACAAGUGAAACCUUGGAUGUUACAAGUGAAACCCUGGAUGGUACAAGUGAAAACUUGGAUGGUACCAGUGAAACCCUGGAUGGUACAAGUGAAACCUUGGAUGGUACAAGUGAAACCUUGGAUGGUACUAGUGAAACCUUGGAUGGUACCAGUGAAAACUUGAAUGGUACCAGUGAAAACUUGGAUGGUACAAGUGAAACCUUGGUUGCUAAGCCAUCUAAGAGAAGGAAACUCUGAAUGUAACCCAGGGGAAGGAGUCCCAUAGGAGGAUACAUUAAUACAAGGAAAAUUACGACAGCCCCUGCGACGCUCCUGGAGCCAAACUGUAUCAUCCACGUAUGUGGUUUUCCCUUGGGUUCAUCCAGGUGCUGCCUUGGGAACCGGUGUCGGGGGAAAAUCCCAGGCAUUGUUCUUUCGUCCAUUGUCACAAUGUGACGGAAGGAUGCCAGAAAAACCAUCAGCCUGUAGACCCGAUGAGUGGACUCUGUAGUCACUUUAAAUUGCUCUGGCAGCUAUCCUAUCCAUUCAUUCGGGAAAAGAAGAGGAUUAUGGUUACACUUAUUUGCCAUUUAGUCUGAGCUCGGAAAAACAACAAAGAGAAAAAACCCGUCGUUUUCGGUUAUGAUGGUGAAGAAAACACCAAUUUUGGCGACGUCCGGCAAACAGUUUUCGUAUGGGGUGGCUGACACAUCAGGUGUGCACAGUUUGGGAUCCGUUGGCAGUCCGCACAGAAAUGAAAAGUACCCGUUAAGCAAUGAAGGCGAUACUUUGGUUCACACCGACUCCAGCACCGGAUCUGGUGACUUCAUGCCGUAGAAAUUAUAACACCACAAUCGAUCACGUGUCAACCAGGCAUUGUCACCCAGUGAUAUGAACCGCAAACAAUAAGGCCAGUUCAGGGCACCGAUUUACUCGUCCUGCCGGGCAUAGGAGAAGUGAUUUUUAUUUUCAAAUGUGCCUUUAAAUAUGCUUUUAUUACCUAAAGGCUUUAAACUUAAAAUUUCAAGUACAUAGGAUUGCCGAAAAAAUAUUUUUGAACAAUCGUAAUUUAAUCCUUGCUGACCUUGACAUUACAGGGCACUUUCAUCUUUUCCACUUAUUGGCUUCAGACGGGAUUUUAAAAAAAAAACAAUCUAUGUGACCUACUGGUUCAAGGUCACCUUCUAGCCGACCCGUCUCACAUUGGGACUAAACCAUGUUCAAGAAUCCGUUGUAGGACUUGCCCAUAUGAACUGUCAGCUAAACCCUUGGCUUCCCUAAAAAGGGGGAGGGGGGUUACCGAUAAGUUCCGCGAACAUCUUCGUGAUAUUGAACAAAUCAAGCCCCCCCCCCCCCCCCCCCCCCGGUUCUCAUCCCUUUUUAACGGAGUUAAAUACAGGGGCAAAUCAGAUGUAUCCAUUCCAGCUCUAAUUUCUUGCAUUAAUACACCAGCGAGAGUGAUAAAUGAACAAAAUGAAUUCACAUUUUCGAAUCCCUAUCACCAGAUGGCUUCAACCAAAUACUCUCGUACCCGGCCACAUAUCACCAACCACAUGAUAUUAAUCAAAAUACUCUAUUACUAGUGAUCCUUAAUUGUCAUCCAUUUCUAUUUUUUUAAUUUUAAAAAUGUUACUUUAAUAAUACUUACAUUUUUCACCGUGACAGUACGCACCACAGAAUAAUAUGGACGCACUUUUGGACUUUAAACAACUUAACCUCCGUUUCUAAAAAAUAACAUUAGAACGCAAUCCUGUUCUAAACAUUGAGCUAUAUUUUCACAUUAUUGACGAUUUUCGAAAACAUACGUUUUUUUUCUUCUCCCCUUCUAUUUUUAAUUAAAAGAAUCGGUUGUUUCUUGUUUUGUCCUGUCUGCUGGAGAAGGCGUUUCGCCGAAACGUCCGUUUAAUCGUGGCGUCUUUUCUUUUCAAGCCUAAACAUAUCUUGUCCCACUAAUUAUUUAAAAUACACAACCCGAUUCAAUGGUUUUGCAAUGAAGUUUGAGUCUGUUAUGUCCCUCUGAUAAAACAGUUUAAUGCACAUCUCUUCUGGUGUGUCCUGCUUCCUCUUCAAAACCGCCCCCCAAAAGAAUUUUUUUUUUUUAAUCUAUAUGUUACAUAUUUAUAGUACAGAGAUUUUUUUAAAAAAUCAACGAGCUUCAUGGGCAACGUCUGAAUUCGGGUCCAAAGGAUGAUUUUGUUUCUUUAGUGGGGGGGGGGGACUAUUGUUCAGUGUUUUUAUUGCUCAUUUUCUUCUGUCACAGAGCGAGCAUCAUGCGUGACGUCUGAACUCCGGUAAAUAGGUUAGUUUAUUUUGACAUAAGAAAGGAUUUUUUUUAAAAGGUCACUAUUUUUUUUUUAACUUCUUUAUUUUGGGGCUGCACACCACACAGAACUGGGUCAUGGGCUGCACACCACACAGAACUGGGUCAUGGGCCGCCCUUUGACUUCGGGCGCGUAUGCGUCUGUGAGUCUUUGCCGUAGCCUGGUUACAGGAAGGUAUUGCUAUUUUAGUUAUACCACGACUGUUGUUUCCCAAGUCAUUGUUAUAAAAUGUACGACAGUAUCUUCUCCGUCGACGAGUUUUUCGUACAACGUCAUCUCUAUUCCGGGAUCCGGCAACUGCCUGUUCCUAUUAGUGGCUUAUUCCUCGACACAAACGGUUGACGAAGGCAGUGCACCCUCACUACCACAUAGGGCAGUAGAUUUCGUUACAUGUUAAAGAAAAUGAAAAGCUUUUUUUUUUUUUUUUUUUUUUUUUUGUUGGGGGAAAAACUGUACCCGUUUAAGCCCUAGUACGAAAAAUUUUAUUGAAAAAAAUGAAAAGCUUUUUUUUUUUUUUUUUUUUUUUUUUGGUGGCGGAAGAACUGUACCCGGUUAAGCCCUAGUACGUAAAAUUUUAUUGAAGUAAUCACUUAUCGUGUAUCUUUGAAUGCGGUCUAUAUUUUUGUGACAUAUUUCAGUAAAUUGAGCACAAAGGGAAAAGAUAACUUUGAUGAUUUACAAACAUAGUUACAGUAGAGAGUUGAUUUUCCGAGCCCCUCGAUUAUCCAAAAUGUCGGUUAUUUGAAUUGCCCCGGUCUUAUUAAAUUACGCCUGCCGCAGGAUACAAAUCAGAAGAGUCAGAGUGACCUUGGAACUUGGAACAUUACUCUAGGUGCCAGUCAAUCUACUUUUUGUUUUUUUAUAGAUCCUCUGUUCAUUUUUUUAAAAGUCUCCCCCCCCCCUUUUUUUUUUUCUUAUCGUUCAUUGACAUCAGUCAGCUGACCCGGAUAUACAGUUGACGAUCACUAUACAUAAUAUACCGUACAUAGUACACUGUACAGUAAAGCACCUUACUUCUGUAAAGUAACAAGUUACUGUAUUCUUUGCACCCUCUCCUUGUCUCAUUGCCCUGUUCCUCAAUUCAAUCUUCCACAUACCUUGACCUGCUAUUAUCCUUAACACAAUAUCUUAUCUCUACUAAUAAAAGGCAAAGCCCUGACUGACUCAUCACUAAUUCUCCAACUUCUCGAGUAGAUGGCAGCCUGAAUUAGGCAUUAGGCAUGCUUAUUCCUUACAGCUCACAUACAAAAGUUAGGCAGGUGUCAUUUUAAAACUCUAAAUUGUUUGGGACCGGCGGCCCAAAAUCUCAUUUUUGUGAGCUAUGUGAGCUAUGUAAAUAAAAUGCUCAACAAAUACUGCUACAUGAAUCGAUGGAUCUUGACCAAACUUAAUGCACAUACUCUUGAUUAGCCAUAUUCAAAUACCGAAGGGUAAUUUACACAUAAUAUCCGGGGGCCCCAUUUCUUUUUUUUCUAAUAUAAGCUAUUUAGAUAUCAAUAGGGUUAGACAGCAGCAUAGGUUCUAUGUGAUUAGGUGGAUCUAGACCUUGCUCUGUAGCAAUACGUCCGUUUUAAAAUAUCGUUUGAUGUAAUAUCCAAUCCAUUCAAGGCCGAUCUAGAAUAUUCUGGAAACUUCGAUAGUUUAAAUAAGCUAUGUCUAUGGCAUUUGUAAACCACUUUCAAUAGGACAAGUUUUAAAUGUAUAAUUUAUUUCAAUGAUUUUUAUAAGCCACCCAUCUCAGACAUAAACAAAACGGUACUUUAUUAAAUGGGCCCCAAACGUGGCCCCCGUAUCAAUUUAAAUGUAUUAUCGUUAGUACCACAAUUUAGUUGUAUAAUAUUUCGCAUUCGAGAAAUAAUUACAUAGAUAUGUAAUUGUUGCACGUUUCAUGGAGGAUAUUCAAUUUAAUCUAGAAUGUUCUAUAUUGUUCUACGGGGAUAUAUAAUUAGAUCUAAAAGCUCAUUCAAACAAAAUCGCACUCAGCAUGAUCCCCAUAGAUAAAUAGGAUCCUAAUGCGACACAUCGGUUACGCGCUUCCAUCGGGGAACAGAAUACAAUCGAGAUCCCAUCGGGUAACGGGCUCAAACCGGGAUCAGGAUCCUAUCAGGAAAAGGGAUAGCAUCGGAAAGGAGAGUCAAUGGGUGGAACGGAAUCCCACAGUGAACGGUAUCCUAACGGUAUCGGUAGUGCAUUGGAAUCCACUGAGAUCAGUAUCUUACUGGGAUCAAGACACCGACGGGAUCGGGAUCCCAAUGGGAUCUGGAUUCCCCUUGGAUCCGGAGCCACAAAUAAAUAGGAUUCCACCUGGAACGGGAUAAAACCGGGAUUGCGCCGGGAUCGGAUUUAGAAUGGGAUUAGGGACUCAUUAGAAUUGGGGUCUUAUCAGGAUCGGGGUCCCAAGGACAGACCCUACAAAAAGUCGGCAUUGAUUUGAGGCAGGUUUGAUUUUCGCAAGGGAAUGCAUUGUAUAGUAUCUGAAAUAUGCGGAUACUUGAUAAUUGUGUACCUUUUUUUUUCUUUAAAAAAAGUCUGUCUGCUGCGAAGCGCGGAUAUUUUGCUAGUCUACUAUAAUCCUUAACACAUCUUGAACGCAGUCUUUCUUUUUUUGUAUCCUUUCUUCUUUAACACCACCUUUCUGGGGCGUUCGAACCGUCCGGGCCCCCAAACCUCCAACCCCAGUUUUCAGCCAUUUAAAAUAACUGACGCUAAACGGUAAUUAUAUUUCUCGUUUAGGUUUGUAUUAUGUUUGUAAACAGACCCGCCAAUAUUUUUUGCUUAACAUGCGUUUCUUUCUGUGGAUAAAUUUAUCCAAUGAGCACUAGGGGGCCCUUCUAGAAAAACAUCUAACUCCGGUUACGUCUCGACCAAGACUGAGAAACACUGCUUUAAUGACGUCAUGGGUCUAUGACCCACACCCUACGACCCGCGGGCCGCAUAUGGCCCGCCUGCACCCACUUGGCGGCCCGCGAAGUAACGAAAUAUACUUUACGAUUAUUAUUUUCUUAAAUGCUUUUCCCCCGUCCUAUCAUCUUUCGGCCCGAACAAGUUGUUCAUCAAGUAUUACGGCCCGCCUUACAGGCCUGGUCUUUGUCCUACGAGCAUUGCAUGAUUAGAAUGAAUAGUGUAUUGUCUCAAGAAUUGUUUGAGGAAUUGUGUGAUGAAAUGUGUGAUCAAUUGUGUCAUGAAUUGUGUCAUGAAUUGUAUGAGGAAUUGUGUGAUGAAAUGUGUGAUCAAUUGUGUCAUGAAUUGUGUCACGAAUUGCGUCAUGAACCGUGUGAUUAAUUGGUGAAAAGAGCAACGAAUUUUGAAGUAUUUCACUGAAAUGAUGUAUACAAAGAUCCAUUUAUCUCAUCAUGGAUAAAAAGAUCCGUUGCUCUAUUCAUGGAUACAAAGAUCCUUCGAUCAAAUAAUCAUUGAUACAAAGAUCCUUCUAUCAAAUCAUGGAUACAAAGACCCGUUUUUCGACUCGUGGAUUAAAAGAUCCGUUAAUCUUAAAGCGAGAAAUUGAAAGAAGGAGGGGGGAAAAGUUACGAUAGGAAUUGCGCACCAUAAUUAACUGUAGUUUUCUCGCCCUCUAACAACCUUUGAUUCUUAGAGGCAUGAAUGAAAUAGCACAUGUGUGUUGAUGUGAGGGAGACAGGAGAGCCCAACGAAUUGAAUAGUUCUGAUUGAAUCUCUCCUCCACAGAAUUUAGAUCUUCCAUAGAAGAACACACAAGAAGUCAAAAUGGCGCGACCUGCUGCCGACUACAAGAUCACGAAAGACAACCGCUCCUCCUACAACCUGAUUGCCCACGAGCACCACGUGCCACAGUCGCCAUUGUUCGGGCCCAGCGCCCACCACAUGGGAGGGAGCCCCAGGAGGGAUUACGAGGACAACAGGGGGAAUAACCGAGACUACGGGAGGGAGCGAGAGGUAUGUUGUGCAGGACCGAGUUGUGUUGUGUCGGUACGAGUUGUGUAUGUUCAGUUUGGGUUGUGUCUGUACAAUAUGUGUUGUGGUGGUACAAUGUGUGUUGUUUUGUUACGUUAUGUGUUGUGUCGGUACAAUUUGAAUCUGUUUGGUACAGCUUAUGUUAUAAAUGCCCAGUUUAUGUUAGAAAAGUCCAGUGCAUAUUAACAUGGGUGAAGUGCAUAUAACGCAGGUCUAGUGUAUAAAGUAGGUCCAUUAACUGUUAAGCCUUCUAAGUGUUAGAAAGUUCCACUAAGUCUUAGAAAGGCCCAUUGGUGACUAGGUCGACUAUGUGUUAGAACGUUCCACUGAUUGCUAAAAAUAAGUCCACCUUAAGUUCAACAGGUCGUCUAAGUGUCAGAUUUGUCAAAUAUUCGUAAAUAAGCAAAAAAUGAAAUUUCUUCCACCCUACAAUUUCAAUUUAGGCGCCCCAGCCCUUGUCCCAAAGACAGGAAGUAGAAUUUCCCAGAGACGUCCGGGCGCCCAACGAUCAGAUCAAACACGAGCAUCACGUGCCGGCCUCGCCUCUGUACAGGCCGGGGGGUCAAGGGGGUGUCGACCCUCGCUACGGCAGUGCCCAGGGGGGCAGACGAGACUGGAUCGGUGGAGGCGCAGAUUAUGAGGUAACUUUUAUUUAGCCUUCCAACUUGAAGGACUUCAUUUUCAAUGUAUAGAAACUUUGGGCACAGACUUUAGUUCAUUUUCCAAUUGUGUCAUUUUCAAGUGCAUUCUAUUACAUGCCUUACUUAUAAAGUCGUUUACUUCAUUUUUCAAUCAUUCAAAACCUCGCUGACCAUUAACUGAGAGGCGGCGGGCCGUUGCCAGUCCACGGACCGCCACUUUGAUUAGCUCUGCUCUACCGAAGAUUAACAUAAUGACAAAAUCUAUUUGGAACAUUCCUCGUUUUAAGAAGACAAUUCUUCAAGUUUGUUCAAGAAUCAGGAUUCGAACUGCGUUAAGUUUGAGAACAUCAACGGGUUGGUCUGUUCUCCAAUGGGUGUGUUAAAAGCUGGUAAUGAAGUAGUGAAUUAUUUUUUUGGCCAGACUUUAUACCAUAAUAUUAUUCUUCAGUCACAGCUCUUUUACAGCUAUAACCAGCUAGAUGUAGCUAUUAGCUUUAACCAUUUCUGUCUUCUUUAACAGAUCAUUAAUUAAUUACUUUUCAAGCUUACACUUCAUUUAAACAUAGUUGGCUUUUUUUUUUUACAUUAGCUUUCGUCGAUUUUAAAAAAUAAUUAGUUCUAAUUGUUACAUUUUAAUUUUUUUUUUUUCCCCACGCAAAGAAUUGCACGCUCUCCUUCCAGUAUCGAUUACAUUUUUAGAUCGCGUAUCGAUUUUGACUAACUAAUCACAGCCACAAUGAACUCUCAUUUGUAACAAUCGUUGUUUUUUACUUAAAUUUGACAUUUCCUUAACAAAACCUUUGCAAUGUCACGUAGUGGUUAACUCUCUUAGGGGAAUUAUAUUGACACUGCUAGGUACUUUUGUAAAGGUAAGUUGCUUGAAACUGGUGUAUAGGUUUGUAAAGGUAGGUUGCUUGAAACUGGUGUAUAGGUUUGUAAAGGUAAGUUGCUUGAAACUGGUGUAUAGGUUUGUAAAGGUAAGUUGCUUGAAACUGGUGUAUAGGUUUGUAAAGGUAGGUUGCUUGAAACUGGUUGAAGUCUCAACUAUAAUAUUAAAUAAAAAUUAAUGCCAGAUGAAUCAACAUUAUGUUUUGAAAUUGUGUUUAUAAAAUAGCAUUUAGUCUAAAUGGACCCGGUCCAGCAGUGCUGCCAUUUGCACCCGGGUACCAUUAGACUCAAGCUAUUCGGAUGUCAUUUGUAGUAGUUUAUUUUAGUUACACUGAAGAAGUAAGUUUACAAAUAUAUUGUCCAUUCAAUUAUCUUUCAUUUGAUACCUCAAUUUGUCUUACAAACCCAAACAUCAAAUUUUUAAAUAGUUUUUUAAUCACAACCUCUCACUUCUGGUACACGGGUGCGAAUAGUCGCAGUCUUAUAUUAACUUCGCUUUUGUUCGUGUGUUUGAGGCGAAAUCUUCGAAAGGCUAAAUGACCCACUUCCGGUCAUCUCAUUGAGCUGAAACUUGGCACAUAGACUCUUUGUCCAUGACAACACAUUCUAUCCAAUUUUCAGCCCCACCCUCUAACCCUUAAAAAAUAAAUUUUUCGUGUAUUUUAGGGUGGGGGAGAAAGGGGGGAGAUACGUUAAUGCAUUGUUCAAUAAGUGCGUGUUAUGGUGUGGAGAUUAAUUGUGCAGCUGUUGCUGUGUGCUUUGUAUUUGUGAAGUAUUUGAAUAUUCAGUUUAAAAAAAUGUAUUUUGAAGGAGACGGUACAGGAAUUUUGAAACAUGUCCUCGCCUGGAGUUUACCCAUCUACAUUACCGCUUCUUAAGAAAUGAUAAAUCACGUGCAAAUGCAUAAAUGCAAUCAAAAAAUGGAUAUAAAGGAUUUAUAUAUAAACAAACGUUUGUUUCUUUGGGUUGUUUAUUAUUAAUUUUUAUUAAUUUUUACGCACGUUGCUUUUCGCUGUGUUUUGUAAUGCUUUGAUAUGAUCAGUCUCAUUUAAUUUUUCGAACAUCAUUUCCUUUUAGUCUUAUUUUGUUCUAUUGUUCUUUUUAAUUUUUGGUGCUUUGUUUUUUUGUUUUGUUUUUACUUUUUUAUCAAAGCUUCUGACAAUUGUCAUGUUUUUAUCACAAAAUGCAAUGAUUUUAUUGUGAUGGGUUGACGAGAGAAUAUUCUGACUUUUUUAAACAUGGCUGUGUUAACUUGAAACAGUUUUUUUUUAAACAUUAAAUAUGUGCAAAAAAUGCCAGGCUGUGUAAAGAAUACAAGAAUUUCCAUGAAGUAAAUAUGUGAAUUUUUGGGACUUUAAGUAGCUUGCCUCACAUUUCAAUACAUACCAGGCCCUGUCUUAAGCGAUUUUUACAUGACCUGACAUUGUAGGUCGUUGGCAUUUUAAAUUUCAUAUCAAAGAGUCGUUGGGUGUUGUGUGGUAUCCUAUCUACACGUGUGUACUUUAGGAGCACCCUCCCGUAGCCAGGCAUAAGGAAAAGGGCGUAUCACUGCCACCCAUUCAACACAGAGACCAUUUGCCAGCCUCGCCGCUGUACGUGCCAGCAGCGUCUCCAAAUGUGGGCGCGGGGAGCCACGCCAUGGGGGUGCCCCCGGGUUAGAGAAAGGGAGCCGUUUGAAGCGGGCCGUUUGGUAAUGUCCUUGCACAUAUUUUUUUGUUUUGCGAUCACUCUGUAACUCUCACAUGACGUCAUCUUAAGAGCACGCCGAACUUGGAACCCACAUCUUGCACAUAAUUCACACUAUGCUAUUUCGGUGCUGGUGCUAGCUUUUGGUGCUGGUGCUAACUUUUGGUGCUGGUGCUAGCUUUUGGUGCUGGUGCUAGCUUUUGGUGCUGGUGCUAACUUUUGGUGCUGGUGCUAGCUUUUGGUGCUGGUGCUAGCUUUUGGUGCUGGUGCUAGCUUUUGGUGCUGGUGCUAGCUUUUGGUGCUGGUGCUAGCUUUUGGUGCUGGUGCUAGCUUUUGGUGCUGGUGCUAGCUUUUGGUGCUGGUGCUGGCUUUUGGUGCUGGUGCUAGCUUUUGGUGCUGGGGAUAGCUUUUGGUGCUGGUGCUAGCUUUUGGGUGUUGUAUGUGAGCGUUAUGGUGCUUGUAGAUUUUAUUGGCUGGAAAAAAAAUUCUUGCGACUUAAAAUAUCAAAUUGGCGUGUUCCUUUUGAUUUUUUUAGGUGAAGUUUUCGACUAGUGAAGAUUGGCAGUUACUUUUUUUAAAAGGUGUUUUUUUGUGUGUUUUUUUAAAGUUUUUUAAAUAAUUGGCCAAGUCCGAAUUGUAAAGUUAUUCGAAAACAUAAGUUUUUUAAGUAGCAGAAUGAAACAAAGAUUUCCACUGCGUAUAACGACAAGAUAAAAAUAAGUUUCUUUACAUUAACCCGGUGUAGUUUUGCCGGUUAAGACCCGUGAUGUCGUCUUGCCAAGUUGACUUGUGGUGUAGUCUUGCCAAAUUGACCUGUGGUGUAGUCUUGCCAGGUUGGCCUGUGGUGUAGUCUUGCCAGGUUGACCUGUGUUGUAGUCUUGCCUGGUUGACCUGGUGUGUAAUCUUCCAGGUUGACAUGUGGCUGUAGUCUUACCAGGUUGACAUGUGGCUGUAGUCUUACCAUGUUAACAUGUGGCUGUAGUCUUGCCAGGUUGACCUGUGGCUGUAGUCUUGCCAGGUUGACCUGUGGCUGUAGUUUUACCAGGUUAACCUGUGGCUGUAGUCUUGUCAGGUUGACCUGUGGCUGUAGUCUUGCCAGGUUGACCUGUGGUGUAAUCUUACCAGGUUGACCUGCCAUCAACACAUUGUUUCGUCUUGUGUCGUAACCAGUGUUAACAUACGCAACACCCCCCCCCCCCACCCAACGUAAACUGCUAACGCCACUCGGUCCCUCUAGGUGUCACGUGGUACUGCAGCUUGUAAAAGCACCCAGUGCUAUUCAUUUUUAACUCCUGCACCAUUUGUUAAGAGUAUCACGUUUUCUUUGUUGACGCCGUAUCUCUCAUAUAACAACCGGAAUUUUCAAUAAUGUAGUUCGGUGUCGGCUGUUCAGCCCUGCACGCCAUUUUGUAUUCAUGCGCUUAGUGAUUUUUAAAAGCACGAUGUUCUGGCAACUGCUGGUAAAUAUUUCCAUUCUUCUUUGCAUUACAUCAACAUUUAGCCAUCAACUUAGUGCAGUUAUUCCUAACAUUCAAAAUGUCCUCACACGUGUCGCCACUUUCUAUUCUAGACGGUAUGGACAUAUAUAAAUAUUCGAGCAUGUUUCAUAACUUUCAAAGUAUUCCUUGAUCUAGCCUGGCGUGAGCUCAAUUAUUUUUAAGUAACCCAUUUUUUCGUUCUUCGUUUCUAUUUUGUUACGUAAAUUUUUUGUUCAAACAAUUCUAUUUCACUUCUUGUUUGUAUAACAAUGCAUGCGGCGUGUUGUGAUUCUGACAGUUUCGAAUAAUCGAUGUUUUUAAAUUUAAUUUUCGAAAAAAAACAAAAAAACAACUAUUAUUAUCUAAAUACAUUUUUCUCACAACACAUUUGAGACUGAAUUACAACACACCUGCUAGCCAGUCUCCAAAGAUAUUAACACAUUUUCUUCAUGAGACGCGUUCAGUAAAAAUAUGAGAGCAUUUCAAUUUGAUGUUAUUAAAAAAUAAUUAUUUAACUUGUGAGGGGUUGCUGUUGUUGUUUUUGUUGUUUUUUGGCCUUGAUAACCGUGUACUGCCCCAAAACAUUGUGUUUCCAAUACACAUAACUUUUAGACUCUCUGUGGGAAUAUAAGGACGCAAUUUGUAGAUCUUUCUUGAUGCUUACGCCUUAAAAAGUAGUGCACUGUUUAAUUAUACUAUACUCAAGCAGUAAACUGAAUUUAUAGCAUGGGAUGUUACAACUUGUUGCACGUCACGUAAUAGUGCGUAACUUCAUAAAACUUCACUGUAGCAUUGUGUAACUUGAUAUAAUUACUAGUUGUGUUUAGUAAUUUGCUUUAUCUAAUUUUUUUUUUUUGCAUGAGAAACAGUGCAUUCUGUAUAGUCUUUUGUAGAGGAAUGUUGGACAAGAAAUUAUACACUAGUAAAUGUAGUGCAUGUAAAACAUCGUUGUGUCGUGAAAGUAUUUAUAGUACUCGCAUUUAUAAUGUAUAAAUAUUUAUGUGUAGUAAACGCCACAUUUUAUUGACAGGUAAUUUUUAUUUUAAAAAUGUAUAGAUACACCAAAAAAAAAUGUAAUUUUAUAUUUUGUACCUGCAUAUAAAUAUUUUUUAUAUUACACCUCAUUGUCUAAGGUAAACUAAAUUGAAAUAUGAAAGAUUGGUGAUUAGAUAACACAGGGCCUAUAGAAAUUUCAGUUUCUACAAUUUUAGUAGAAAUAUAGUAAUUUUUCGUUUAUGUUUAAUUUUUAAAUUAUACGUUUUUUUUAAGUUUUAAGUUUCAAUCAUCAAAUGUGUCAUUAAGAGGUUUAAUAUCUUUAAAAAUUUAGUUCUUAAUGUAAAUCAGCAAUUACCCCCCCCCCCCCUCACACACUCACUUUUAAAAAGUCGAACUUUUUAGUUUAACGUUUUAAUUUUUAAAUUUUACUUUUUUUUUAAAUUUUAAAUUUCAAUCAUCAAAUGUGUCAUUAAGAGGUUUAAUUUCUUUAAAAAUUUAGUUCCUAAUGUAAACCAGCAAUUACCCCCCCCCCCCCUCACACACUCACUUUUAAAAAGUCGAACUUUUUAGUUUAACGGCAGGAUAAAUUUUCAGCACACUUGAAUGCCCCAUAAGUUUUGUUUCCACAACUGGAGUUUGACCAAAGUAUAUUUAUUUAUUUUAACUGCAGUAUUAGAUUAGUGAUUAGUGUUUGUUAGUUUUGGAUAACUUAGAGUGGUAAAAAUAUGGUAAAAUGAUGAGCAUUUUGGUCAUUUUGACUAGUUACGAAAAGAAAAAAAAAAUUAUUCCGUAGUGUUUAUUUAUUAUUACAUUUUAAAAAUAUGAGUACGCAAGGUGUGAAUUAUUGAACUUGUAAUUUUUAAAGUUACAAUCAAAUAAAGACAAAUAUUUUUCUUAAUUUGUUGUAAUGAAAACAUUAAAAAAAAUUGUUUAAAUAAAAAUAAUAAUAAAUCAUUUUUUUUUAAAUUGCCUUAUGAUUGUUAUGCCUCAUGGGUUUAAUUUUGAGGACCUUUGGAAGAGGUCGGUCGCUGUCAUUCAAAUACAAGCUAUUAAUGGUAUAUUGUCACUUUUCUACGUCACACCGAAUCCCAGAAUGAUCCGAAAUUGGCCGAAGGGAAAGACGCAAGUCUCCGGUACAGCUUGGCCAAAGGUCAUGACCCCUUCAGGAGGACGAUUGGUCGAAUAAACCACGUGCCCGUAUCGCCCUUAUAUCGCCCGGGACAGAACAACUACAAUUCUUAUGGAGGGCUGAAUGGAAGUUCUCAAGGGCCACAAAUAUGGCAACGGACUGAGGUGAUUGUCUUCCCCUGAUAUUUCAACAAAGCUUUUCUGUAUAUUUCAUAAAGUUUUAGUUCAUUUUAUUUUCUAAUUUCUUUUUUCAAAUGUAAUUUUUUUAACAAAGUAAUGAAAUCUAAUUUUAGCAUGAUUCCAUAUUUGUUUUGUUUUUGUUUUUCCUUCCUAUUAUCUAAAACUUGCCUGUGCAUAGCUCCAGCCGUCACGUGUCUAGCGAAAAGGCAACGGUUGUAUUUUGUACAUUCGUAUGUUGGACAGUCGUAUGUUGGACAGUUGUAUGUUGGACAGUCGUAUGCUGGACAGUCGUAUGUUGGACGGUCGUAUGUUGGAUAGUCGUAUCUUGGACAGUUGUACGUUUGACAGUGGUAUAUAGGACAGUCGUAUGUUGGACAGUGGUAUGUUGUACGGUCGUAUGUUGGAUAGUCAUAUCUCGGACAGUUGUACGUUUGACAGCCGUAUAUAGGACAGUCGUAUAUAGGACAGUCGUAUGUUGGACGGUCGUAUGUUGGGCAGUUUUAUGUUGGACAGUCGUAUGCUGGACUGUCGUAUGUUGGGCGGUCGUAUGUUGGACAGUCGUAUCUUGGACAGUUGUACGUUUGUAGGCCGAAUGUUGGACAGUUUUGUGUUUGACUGUUGUAUGUUGGGCAGCUGCUGUUGGCAAUGGGUCUGUCUACCAGGAAAAUGUUUGAUAGCUGAGCAAUACUCCCCCCCCCCACAACCACCCCCCCUCACACGUUAAUGAACAUACAUGGUGAACGGGUUUGAAAACAAAUGUGGAAGUAAAGAAAUCAGAUCGGCUGGUAAGUUAAUGUUUACUUUCUUCGGAGAAUCACGCACCCUUGUGGAAAACUGGAUCCUCGUACACCAAAGCCAGAAUUCGCAACAAUAUAUCAUCAUGGCUCAAAGAUCUGGCUUCGUCAAGUGUUGUCCAACCUGGAUGCGGUGUUAAAAAAUGUAUCCAUGAUCUUAAACAGUCGACAAAAGUUUGAAAGAUUUUCAGUUUUAAAGAUGUUCAAAUUGAAAGAUGUUCAAAUUGAAAGAUGUUCAAAUUGAAAGAUGUUCAAAUUGAAAGAUGUUCAAAUUGAAAGAUGUUCAAACUGAAAGAUGUUCAAAUUGAAAGAUGUUCAAAUUGAAAGAUGUUCAAAUUGAAAGAUGCUCCUCUUGGAUUUCGUAGGGUGUGAACGCAGCACCUUCUGGAAAAACUGGCCUGGUUCUCACUAACGAAAUCUUCGUUGGUCGACCAGACUUCCUCUGACACACUACACAUCCAUGACGGUAAAAUUUCGUAACAAUAGAAACCAUUACUGUGUUACUUGGUGCCACUUAUUUCCUGACAUACCAGUGGAUAUAGUGCCCAACUAUUUUUUAAAAAAUGCUUUUGUAGCGAGACCCAUUUCCAACACCAACUCCCCAUACAACUUCUUUGACACCCCCGGGGAACACGUGAUGGCUGGAGCUGUGCACCGGUGACAAACACGCACGUCCGCUCUCAAGAUGCGCGAGUUUCAGUACUCUAUUUUUUGGCGCAUGGAUGUGCUUGUCUGUCCACAUCAUGAUCUAUGUCGAGAUUUUGGAUUCACAAAUAAUUGGUGUUAUAUCAUAGCGUUACUUCUACUAUUAGCUCUUCUACGAAGCUGUUCUAUACCUAUUAAAAUGGGGUGUGUUGUACAAUGCAUAUUAUCCUUUCAUUGCAUCAGCGGUUCUUAACAUAGGGCUCUUGGUUUUUGUUUAAGACAUCGGAAGGCGAAUGAGUCACCUCUUUACAAAGAGACUAAAUUGACCCUAACAAAAUUCUUCUAGUUUAAAGUGAUGGAUAUUAUAAACUAUAAAUUUAAUUUUUUUAAAUAACUACAUGUAUUUUAUAAGAACUAAUUAAAAAAACCUUUGAGGUGUUUCAUUUUUGUAUUAUGUUACUUAGUUAAUUAUUAUAUAUUUUGUGUGUUGUAAAAAAAUAUAUUUUAAGUAUUUUAUUUUUUAAAAUAGGAUUUGAUACAAUUCGCAAUAACAAUAGAAUUUUGUUUAUUAUUUAACAAAAGUGAAUGUAUAAUUUUUUUUUACGUUUAUUAUUUUUUAAAAUCUUUUAAAACUUCUUUUCAUUUGUUUUUUUAUUUUAUUUUAUUCUUCUCAUUUUUCUGCUUUUCCCCGCUCCUAAAAAAAUACAGCUAUGUAAUUUUCAGUUAAGUCUAAGGGAGGUAAUAUAUUUAAUUUUCAUACAUACUAACACAUAGCCUCCCUUUCUUUCAUUUUAUACCCUAACACUACCGCUGCGCCUUGCUUGACUCAGGAUGAUCGUCCUAAUGAUAAUCCUGAUAUAGCGGAUAAUAAUCCCGAUAUCGCUGAUGAUAAAUUCUGAUAAUGGUGAUACUAAAUCUAAUAUCACUGAAGCUAAAUCAGACAAUGCUGAUAAGCCUGUAGACAAAUCUGAUAGCCAUGUUGGUAAAAUCACUGCGGGCGAAGUAAAGGUAAGUAGCUGCAAUGUUGGUGGUGUUUAAGCAAUAACUUCAGGUAGACAACAAUCAGUUUCGCUUACCUAAACUAUGGUGCUGCAAAGGUGAGUUAGAGUAGCACAUGCAACCGAGCCUUCGAGAUCAUUAUCAUCCAUUUCAUAUGAUAACUGAAUAAUGGGAUCAAGUUUUAUCUGGGUAAUGACAUCGGCAGUCUGAGGAAUUAUUUGUUACCUUAGAUGCAACUAAAUUGACUGAUACUUACCACCGGUCGGUCAAAGGGCAUAUUGUCCCCCAGUCUAAAUACUUCCGACUCUCAGUAACAAGAUAUUCCGACCCAAAGUUAAAAUACAGAUCUUUACCCCCCCUCCCCCCCCAAGUGCAAGAACAUUCUGACGCCCAGUCUAUAAACAUUCUGUUCACCGUUCAAAAGACAAACCACUUUUGACCUCUGACCUGGAGAUUAAAAGACUCAUUGUAAACCCAGGGUCCUAGACUAAAGUGAUUGACGCCUUAUCCCACUUUUUCAGGUCCCCAGACCCAAAGACCCACCAACGCCAGACUACAACACCACACAGAUGCACAUACCGGAGAGUAACCAUGGUGACGACACGAAGCUGCAGCUGGGAAACUUGAGAGGAAGUCAAGAGGACCUCAGGGACGUAAGUAGACCUUCAUUGAAGGUCAUCCGUCAUCCAUUCUCAAUCAUCCUUGGCCUGGACGCGCACGCAUGUCACAAACUAUGUCGCCACGAUAUUUGUAUGCUACCCUAACAACCCACCGGCCUUGGUGCUACCGUAACACCCCAACAGCGUUGAUGCUACCCUAAAAAAACCACAAACCUUGGUGCUACCCUAACAACCCACCAACAUUAGUGCUACCCUAACAACCCACCAACCUUAAAACUACUCUAACAACCCACCAACCUUGGUGCUACCCUAACAACCCACCAACAUGUGUACUACCCAAACAACCACCAAUCUUAGUGAUACUCUAACAAAAUAACCAACCAACAUUGGUGCUACCCCAGAACCCAACAACCUUAGUGCUACCCUAACAACCCACCAACAUGUGUACUACCCUAACAAACCCAACAACCUUAGUUCUACCCUAAAAAAACACCAACCUUAGUGCUACUCUAACAACCCACCAACCUUGAUGCUACCCUAACAACCCACCAACCUUGGUGCUACCCUAAAAACCCACCAACAUGUGUACUACCCUAAAAACCCACCAACAUGUGUACUACCCUAAAAACCCACAAACAUGUGUACUACCCUAACAACCCACCAACCUUAGUGCUACCCUAACAACCCACCAACCUUGAUGCUACCCUAACAACCCACCAACCUUGGUGCUACCCUAACAACCCAACAACCUUAGUGCUACCCUAAAACCCACCAACCUUAGUGCUACCCUAACAACCCACCAACCUUAGUGCUACCCUAACAACCCACCAACCUUAGUGCUACCCUAACAACCCACCAACCUUAGUGCUACCCUAACAACCCACCAACCUUGAUGCUACCCUAACAACCCACCAACCUUGGUGCUACCCUAAAAACCCACCAACAUGUGUACUACCUUAGCAACCCACCAACCUUAGUGCUACCCUAGCAACCCACGAACCUUAGUUCUAUCGUGACAACACACAUACCUUGAGGAUAUCCCCCAACGUCAUUCAUUAAAAUAAUAGACAAACAAUUCGCUAAAGAGUUAGCCACGACCGAUUCCGUCACUGCGGUGUGUAGAACUGACCCAUGACAUAACACCAAAUGUGGUCAUCGAUAUAAGAUCUGAUUUCUAAAUUUCUCUCCUCAUGCAAUCAUUUCCUGCAGUACCGCCAGAACAACGGAUCGUACCAAGGCUACCAGGAUCGACCUUCACCCCGAGGAGCCCCCUACACAGACAGGCCAGCGGCCGCUACCGAUCGUUCCUACAGGUAAACAAAUAAUGACGCCUUCCAUUACGGUAAGGCGGUAAUUAGAACACGUUACGAAAUAUAAAUAAAUUAGUUAGUCGUGAUAGUAUUGUAAAAACGUAAAGUUGAUCAACUCAAUUUUUAAAAGUACCCCCUCCCUUAACCCUCAAACCCCAUUUCAAAAUGGCAACAACAUAAAGAAUUACGUUUCUUUAAAAACUCAUCCGUUCUCUUAUUGGUACAUAAACAGUUCCAAGGGUUUGCUUCAGUGAUUCUCAAAUUUCCUAAUGCCGCGACCCUUUAAUGCAGUUCCUCAUGUUGUAGUGACCCCCAACCAUAAAAUUAUUUUCUUCGCUACUUCAUAAAUCUGUGUUUUCCUAUGGUGUUGACCGACCACUGUGUAAGGAUCACUCGACACCAAAGGGGUCGCGACCCACACAUUUAGAGCCGCUGGACUAUUCUGAAAUUUUCUCUUUGUCUCGAAGUUAGUUUUUAAUACUUAGAGGAACAACAUCUGACGCUAUAUCGAAUUCACGCCGUGUUCGGUUGAUCGAGUAGAUUCUUACCUCAAGUUAGAAUUAUCCGGACGUCUCCAUUAGAUUUACACACAGGCAUGCUGUCAAAGAUUUUUCACAAUUAUAUUGUCUGAAUUUGUUUUGACUUCGCGGUUCAAAUAUUUGUUACUAGGGGAUCAAAAUCAAAAUGAUUUGCGUCGUUGACUCCCUGACUGCGUGUUUGAUGUUUCAUUAUGAAGUAUUGAUGACAAGUUGUUUCCAAUCAAGUUAAACGAUUUCGGUUUAAUCCCUGGUAACUAACAUUGUAUAUAAAUGACAUUUAACUUCAAAGUUCUACAAUUCUGCAUGCCUCCCCCCUCUCUCCAGAGCCAACCCAUGGACACAGAGAGCCAAGGACCGUCAAAGUGACCUCAUGGACCCCCGUAUAGGUGGACAUUAUGAUGGAAUGGGACUCGUUGGAAGCAGGGUAGGUCAAAUGAAAGAUAAUUGGGUCUUGAGUCUAAUGGUACCCUGGUGCGAAUGGCGGCGCUGCGUGUCUGGGUCCAAUUUGACUCAGUGCUAUUCGGAUGUCAUUUGUGGUCGUUUAUUUUAGUUUAACUGAAGAAUUAAGUUUACAUACAUAAAGUCCAUUCAAUUAUCUUUCAUUUGAUACCUCAAUUUGUCUUAUAAACCCAACAAUACAAUUUAAAUAGUUUUUUUUUAAUCCAACCUCUCAUUUCUGGUACCCGGGUACGAAUAGCCGCUUCGUAAAGCUUAACCGGUAUUGUUUUAUUUACACAAAUUAUGAGUGUCUCAUUAAUCUAAUUCAAAGCCUACCGCAGUGGAACAAUCUUAAAAAAAUGUGACGCUGAUCAUUUCCUCGUAUGAGAAGUGGUGUGCAUCUUGAGUUGAAAGGUCACAAUGAGUAUUUUUUUUAUUUUUUUUAUAUACCUUAACUCUACUAGAACGGAGGCGCCCUGCUAUUCAUCCGAUUUCCGGUCGGCCAAGGUGAAAACGUGCAAGUAGCAGCACACGCUUUCCUCAAGUCCAAGACUCACGACAACGGAGGGCGAUUCCUGGGACUGGCCAAGAAGGUGGGUCACCUCCUGUGUGUGGGAGGAGCGCGCGUGGUGUGGCUGUGAUGUGGCGAUCUAAUAUUUUACUUAACGCGGACAGAGUUAGUAUUUAUUGCAUAACCAGUGGCUCUACUUAACUGAAAGACAUGUAUUUAAUGAAAUGGAGGUUUUCUUCAUUGACUUGUAGCCAAAACUAGUCUUAAAGGGUAUCAUUCAGAGACUUGAAUUGACAAUUUGAACGUUACUCUUUUGAACACUACAUUUUGAACUCCUCCCCCCCCCCCCCCCCAAAUCAUUUCCACCUCCGCUCUGAGCAAAUCCACGAAUCCCUGUAUACUAAGCUUACAUCUCAUCGACAGGUUUUCGACUUCGGCUACGAGAAAGGUCCAACGGAGGCCAUUGGGGUGUACCACUUCCCCAACAUGGACAAGGCUUUCCUUUUCUUCCAGAUGGACCCCAUCAUCAGGCAGCCUGACUUCCCACCCCCCUACGGGCACGCGGAGAUGUGGAUCGUCUGCAACGCUUACCUCCCGGACAACCUGCACCGUAAGAACAGCACCUGGGGAGUUAGGUUCAUUCCAUAGCACAUGGGCUUUUAAGCUCUUUCCACGGCACUUGGGCUAUUAAGCUCUUUCCACAACACUUGGGCUUUUAAGCUCUUUCCAUAGCAUCUGGGCUAUUAAGCUCUUUCCACAGCACUUGGGCUAUUAACCUCGUUCCAUAGCACCUGUGCGAUUAAGCUUUUUUCCAUAGCACCUGGGCUUUUAAGUUCUUUCCAUAGCACCUGGGCUUUUAAGCUCUUUCCAUAGCACCUGGGCUUUUAAGCUCUUUCCAUAGCACCUGGGCUAUUAAGCUCUUUCCAUAGCACCUGGGCUAUUAAGCUUUUUCCAUAGCACCUGGGCUAUUAAGCUCUUUCCAUAGCACCUGGGCUAUUAAGCUCUUUCCAUAGCACCUGGGCUAUUAAGCUCUUUCCACAGCACCUUGGCUUUUAAGAUCUUUCUAUAGCACCGUGACUGGUGAGCUAUUUCCACAACACCUGCGAGAAAAUUCUGUACUAAUAUUUGCAGCCCGGCACACAUAUAAUCCUUCCCUGCACCAGCAUACCUUUAGAGGCCAGAUGUAGAAAGUUUCUUUUUUUUUUAAAUCUUCAUAUAUGGUUUGUCAUCUAAUGCCGGAAAUCUAUUAAUAGAACUUCAGGGCGGAGACUUCAGAAAAUCCUGGUGUUCCGUUUGGCCAAUCUCUCAACAGCUGUUCGGUAACCCUUACGUCAAUGCGAGCCAGCAUGGUGGGGUUUGAAGCUAGACUGAAACGUGUUUACAACUUUAUUUGACGAAAGAUUUUACAAACAAAUUUUUCAAGCUAUAUAUAAUAUAUCGAUCAGGAAAUACAUCGUUAGAAACUAUGUUUUACGAAAAUGUUGUCUAAAAAUAGUAACAUUACGUGAUACAAUGUGACGUUUCCGGUCUUAGAGAUGACCAACCCUAUUCACUACAAACCUAAAAUAAACAAAAUGGGCAAAAUCAGACAUUUCGCGCCAUGACGUCAUAUUACGUGUUUAUUUAACUUAAUAGGUUUAGGGUUACGAUUGACCUUUCACUGGUUAGGGUUCGGGUUAGGGUUAGGUUUAGGGUAAGGUUUAGGGUUAGAGUUAAAGUUAGGUUUAGGGUUUAGCUUAGGAUUAAGGUUAAGUUUAGUGUUAGGGCUUAGAGUUAGGGUAAGGCUUAGAGGCUUAUGGUUAUGGCUAGUGUUAGGUUUAGGCUUACGGUUAGGCUUAGGGUUAGGAUUUAGCUUAGGGUUAGGGUUAGGCUUGGGCUUAGGGUUAGGCUUAGGGUUAGGGUUUAGCUUAGGGUUAGGGUUAGGCUUGGGCUUAGGGUUAGGCUUAGGGUUAGGGUUAGUGUUACGGUUAGGCUUAGGGUUAGUGUUCGUUUUAGGCUUAGGUUUAUGCUAAAACUUAGGGUUAGGGUUAAGGUUAGGCCUAGGAUAAUGGUCAGGCUUAGGCUUAGGUUUAGGCUUAGGGUAAGGCUAAGGGUUAGAGUUAGUGUUAGGGUUAGGGUUGGAGUUAAAUUUAGGGUUAGUAUUAGGGUUAGGGUUGGAGUUAAAUUUAGGGUUAGUAUUAGGGUUAGGGUUAGGCUUAAAGUUAGGCUUAGCUUUGGGCUUAAACUUAGAGUUGGGGUUAGGGUUAGGGUUAAGCUUAGAGUUACGUUUAGCGUUAGAGCUUAGGAUUAGGGUUAGGCUUGGGCUAAGGGUAAGGGUUAAGCUUAGGGUAAGGAUUUGGGUUAGGUUUAGGGUUAGGCUUAGAAUUAAGGUUAUGCUUAGGGUUAGGCCUAUGGUUAGGCUUAGAGUCAGGCUUAGGCUUAUGGUUAGGAGUUGGGUUACGUUAGCGUAAGGGUUAGGCUUAGGCAUAUGGUUAGGGUUAUGGUUUUGCUUAGGGUUAGGGUUAGGCUUAGGGUAAGGCUUAGGGUUAGGCUUAGGGUUAGACUUAGUUUUAGGCUUAGGGUUAGUGUUAGGGUUAGGCUUAAGUUUAGGGUUAGGCUUAAACUGAGUGCUAGGGUGAGGCUUAGGUUAAGUUUUAGGUUUAGGCUUAGGGUUUGGGUUAGUUAGGGUUAGGAUUGACAUUUCUCGGGUAGUGGCAACCAAGAUGGCGGCCGUAACCUGGAGUUUCUGGAUUUACCGCAAUCGUGUAUAGGGGCUCAAACUCUCGUCAUCUCCAUCCUCAGUGUUCAACACCUUCUUGUUAUCAGAAGUUGAGUUACACAGCGGCAAGGACAAACGAGAAUUCUUCGAAAGUUUCCAGGUGAGAUUUAUGUUCUGAACGCUGAUAACGCGAACAUGAGCGUGGUCAAUGGUAUGGAGUUGUAACCGUCACUGCUCUCAUGUGGUUGUAUCAAUGUUGAAAGUACAACUGAAUUUGUAUAGCAGUUCAAAAAAAUGUACUUUCUUACAAAGUGUAACUGUUAACGAGUUAUUCAAUGAGCGCGUGUGUGAUUUUGUAUUUUGUAUUUGUAUACUUGCUUUGUUCGUGAGCGUGUUUUGCGUGGCGAUUAAUUGUGUAGCUGUUGCUGUGUGUUUUGUAUUGGUGACGUAUUUGUGUAAGAGACAUGUUUUUAUUCUUUGAUAUGCUUUUUGGUAACGUUUCGGCAAAUGCCUUCAUCAAUACAACAACAACAACAGAAAGGGAUCUUGGUGUUCUAACUAAUUUAAUUAGUAUCUGCUCUUUUAGUUGUAAGAUCUUAACGUGAAUCUUAUUAUUUUUAUUAAUAAAAUAAAUUUUUGCCAUAUGAAAAAUCCUGUUUUUUCUUAAAAAUCUUUACAAUGAAGUGUUUUGAAGUUUGAAAAUAUAAAAGAUUUUUAAAAGUUACAAAUUAGAAAUCUUCGGAAAGACCAAAGAUAAUGAAGUAAAGUUGUGUAAGUAAUUCUAAUUUCACAAUUGGUCAAACAUUUUGGAAAAGCAAUUUAUGGGCCACAUCGUCACACUAUUCAUCAAUUUACAAAAUAAGCUCAUCUAGGAAAUCUAAUCAAGAACUAAGCGUGUUUCCUUCAGAAACCAUUUGAGAGCUACCUGUACAAGAAUGGCGCCAUGCCUUUCGUCGUCUGCUCCUAUGGAUCCCAUGACCGGAGGAGUUUGAGACGUCAUACUUACCCGCCCAAUUCCAUAGUCACGUGCCAUCUCUUCCAGGGCCUGGAACAUCUCAACUGGAUGACCAACGACGGUAGGGCCCACAGACUUAACAGUUGACAAACUUUUCCAUGUGUAUAUUUUGUAUCCCCUUGUUUCACUCUUACAAUUGACCUCUGGUGACGUGUUUACUCGGGUGUGUGCUGGCCAUAAGGCAACAAUGCACUUCACUUUGAACACUUGUCAGCAGCCUUUUUUUUUUUACGUCAUAUAUGUUUAUAUUUUAUUAUAACAUUGCUUAGUUAAUUUUAGAAAGCAGUCCGUUAGAAAGUGUUAAAAAUUAGCAAGAUAUUAUGUAGAAAAGUCAAAAUUGAAAAAAUCGUCUCGCGAAAAAGGGGACAGCACCGAUCCCAGCAAUCCACUUGAUUAGCUCCAAACUAUUGCAUUACCGAUUUCCCUCCCCCCCCCCCUUUUUUUACUUAUAUUUAAAUUUUUAUGAAAAGAAAAAUUAAAACCUUUCUUGGCAUCAUUACCAUAAUAAACACAAAGGUGUAAUUUAAUUUAUAAUAAUUCUAGAUGGAUAAAGUACUGUACUUCGCGUAUGCUUCGAUUAAUGCGUUUGACAUGAAACAUUGGCACUUAAAGGAAUUUGGAGUACAAAUAGUAAUAUUAGACUACCUAUUGUUUUGCGCUGUCACAAACAGUAGUAAUAUUAGAUUACCCAUUGUCUUAAUACGCCACCACAAAUCGGAAAAUUAGAUUAUCCAUUGUUUACUGCAUCACAAACAGUAGUAAUAUUUGAUUACCCGUUGUAUCAAUACGUCACCACAAGAGCGGAUCCUUUAAAAUUAAGCUCUUUAUUUUCUGUCUUAAACGAACAACCGAUUUCAUAACAAUGAACUCUAUUAUUAUUUUUUUUACUAUUCCUUAUCUUACAGGACAUUUUUAAUGAAAUGGCCUUCACUACCUAACAAUUCCCAUUUCACUUUCUAAUCUUCCUUGACAGAGACCUACUCCAAGUUCCGCAGCCUUCACAACCAGAUGGCCACCGAGAAAUGCUCCAUCUUCACCCUGUCCAAAGAGAUGCCUUCUUAAAGACGAUCAAUAAACCAGGGGUGGUCAAGAUGACCCUAGCUCCGAUAGCCAAAAUUUAAACUAUUUCAUUUUGUUUCGUGAAGUUUUCUUCCGUGUCUUACGUGAAAGGUGUCAAGGGCCGGUACAACCUCUAAAAUCGUCAUUUAUAGGGAAAAAAAAACAACAACAACAUAAUAUUAUAAAACUAAUGAUCUCUAAAGAACAUUCAUUUCCAAACUUAGUGAUAUUUUUAUUUUUGUAAUGAAAGCAAUGUAAGAAGUUUAAUUCUUUUUUUAAAUGCCAAUGUACUAAAAAUAUACGUAUUAAAUGAUGCACACAUUUUUAAUGUUUUUUAUCUUUGCUUCUAAUUGUUUCAUCUUCUUCUUCUUUUUUUUAAUUCAUCAACAUUUAUGAAAAUCAAUAUUUCGCCAAUUUAAAGUGUUGAUUACCCUAAAAUAUUAACUCAAACUUUAUUGGUUGUUAGAGCAGGAUCUUCUUGGCCAACACAAGAUUUCAACCAAUCACAGAGCUUCUUUUAAAACAUCAAAGAAUAAAAACAACCUCUUUUCAAUUUCAGCUACUGCUGUCAAAUAUUUUUCUUUUUUUUUUUUUUUUUUUUUGUCCAUAAAAAAUAAUCACUUCUUAUUAAAAUUAUAAAGUUCACAGCGUGCCAAAUUGUAUAGAACUGAAGCCACUGGUUUUUAAAACAAAAUAUUUUAGGUGUCUUCAAGUCUUAGAAAAGUCUGAAAUAUAUAUUAUUAUGUCUUAACGUAGCUGCACCUUUAAUCCUUUUAAAAUUAAUUAAAGUCAUUAUAUUUAUUUAUUAUUAUGAACUUUGAUUAUAAAUUCAUGAAAUGUUUUAAAAACUAUUUAUAUCAUGCUCAUUCUUACAAUACAAAUCUUAUAGCAUCACAUUAAGGGAGAAUUGUAAAAUUAAUAUUUUGGGAAAAAUUUAAUUUGAACAAGCUUAGGGCACUUAGCCUUAACUCAUUCGUCAAAGUCUAAGACUGUGAUAACGUUAUCCUUAAUUUGUUUUUUGUAAUUAAAUAUGUAAAAAAAAAAUCGUAUAUAUUUAUAAUAAAACUUAAAUGUUUAUUUUUUUUACACUGUUUUAUAUUUCAAACACAUUUUAAAGAAAAUAAAUGAUAUAUCGAAC